UAUCGGUCUAACUGCAAGCUGUCUUUAGUGGCUGUUGUUCCCUUCUUAUGCACACGUCCCAGGCCGGGUCCCACUAACUUCCCCAUUGACUGGUGAGUCACUUUUGCUUUCCCGUUGUCGCCUUCCGUGAAUUCUGCGCGCACCCCGCAGGCGCCCCACGCUCGCCCCCAGCCCUCCGCCUGGGCUCCACACUUCCUAGCCGAGGUUGGCGGCCGCGCGGCUUCCAGCACCCACUCCCCGGGGUUCGGGCGGGAGCGGGUCACACACCGCAGCUCCAGCCCAGCGCCCGCGGGCCGGGCCGGCCUUCGGGUCCCUCUCCUCCCCGCUCCCCGCUGAGGACUCGCAGUACCCCGACUUGGUUUGACGUGCGUCCCACCGCUGGGGCGGCUUGCGGGCGGAGUCCAGCCCCAGGCGGGUGCGGAGUGGCGGCGGCUGUCCCCCAGGUGCGGGGUCCCGUCCGAGGGGAGCGCGGAUGGGCAGAGGAGCCCUGAGCGCCGCCCGGAUGCUGCUGCCUAUUGGCCUCUCCCGGAGCGACGCGAGCCCUGGGGCCGAGCCUGCCCUGGGCGCACUGGGGGCCGGAAGGGGGCUCUGGACUUGGAUCCCUCCCCCUCUCCCUCUGCGUGCCCGAGCACUGCGGCUCUCAGACCCUCCUCCUCCCAGGUACGAGCCGGGAGAGGAGGGCGCGUCUCGCCUGCCGGCGCUCCACCAUGGGCAAUAUCUCCAAUGACUCCUGGCCGGAGGACUGCGGGUCUCGGCAGUGGCUCCCCUCCGGCGAAAGCCCGGCCAUCAGCUCGGUGAUGUUCUCGGCCGGGGUGCUGGGGAACCUCAUAGCUCUGGCUCUGCUGGCGCGCCGCUGGCGGGGGGACGCGGGACGCGGCGCGGGACGCGGGAACUCGGUCUCCCUGUUCCACGUGCUGGUGACGGAGCUGGUGUUCACCGACCUGCUCGGGACCUGCUUCAUCAGCCCGGUGGUGCUGGCUUCCUACGCUCGGAACCGGACCCUGGUGGCGCUGGCGCCUGAGAGCCGCGCGUGCACCUACUUCGCCUUCGCCAUGACCUUCUUCAGCCUAGCCACGAUGCUCAUGCUUUUCGCCAUGGCCUUGGAGCGCUACCUAUCCAUCGGGCACCCUUAUUUCUACCAGCGCCGUGUCACGCGCCGGAGCGGCCUGGCAGUGCUUCCCACCAUCUACGUGGUCUCCCUACUCUUUUGCUCGCUGCCGUUAAUGAACUAUGGGCAGUACGUCCAGUACUGCCCGGGGACGUGGUGCUUCAUCGAGCACGGCCAGACGACGUACCUGCAGUUGUACGCCACCCUGCUGCUGCUCCUCAUCGUCGCAGUGCUCGCCUGCAACUUCAGCGUCAUCCUCAACCUCAUCCGCAUGCACCGUCGGAGCAGCAGAAGUCGCUGCGGGCCCUCCUUGGGCAGCUGCCGGGACGCCCCUGGGCCCCGCAGGCGAGGGGAAAGGGUGUCCAUGGCCGAGGAGACAGACCACCUCAUUCUCCUGGCUAUUAUGACCAUCACCUUUGCUGUGUGCUCCUUGCCUUUCACAAUUUUUGCAUACAUGAAUGAAACCUCUUCCCGAAAAGAAAAGUGGGACCUCCAAGCUCUUAGAUUUUUAUCAAUCAAUUCCAUAAUUGACCCUUGGGUCUUUGCCAUCCUUAGGCCUCCUGUUCUGAGACUAAUGCGUUCAGUCCUCUGUUGUCGAGUUUCAUUAAGAACACAAGAUGCAACACAGACUUCCUCUUCUAUACAGUCAAAUGCCAGUAAACAGAUUGACCUUUGUGGACAGUAGUUAAGAAGUGCUUAGUUAGCCAGCAUCUCUGGAAGAUCAUUUUGAAAUGGCUCCUUGGAGAAAUGAAAAAAGCUAGUUUAUAAACAAAACAAAGCUACCCUAAUAAAACAGAGUAAACAAACAUUUCAGCAGUGGUUUGCGCUACAGAGGUGCUGACAGGGCACAUCACAGAAGGUGUCAGAAGGAUGAGCAUGUUACAUGGUCUCCGAGAAGAAACCAACUGCAUUUAGGAUCCGGUUGCCUUUUGAUUUAAGCUUUCCUGUUGAAUGAGAGAGCAUGUGGUUUUGUAAUUUGUUUAAAACCCUAAGUAGUUACUGUGUUUUCUAUUUUAAUCUUCUAUGUUACUGCUGCCAUAAACAUACAGUGUACAGCCGGGCCAGAUAAAACAUCACAUGUAUUCUCUAGGAAGUCCAUACGAGGAAGCAACCAAGCCUGGUGUCUUGUGAUUGCUUAAGAAGCCCUUUGUUUGGCCAGUGAAUUUGGAAAUCACAGGCACUUUGUAGUGUCGUAUUUGUGCGCGUGGGAGGACUCUCUGGUCACUACAGUAUUACGCGUGGAAAAGUAAGUGAGCUCAGCUGGGUAACGUCACCUUUUCACUCCUCCUCCGGAAGCCGGGUGUCAAAGUAUCAGGUUACUUAUUUUAUAAUGUCUGUUGUGCCAACAGUACUCAAGAACACUUUUGGAAUUUUUUUCUCCACAAAAAAAUAAUAGGCUAUUAAGAGAGUUAAUUCUGAUUAAUAUUUUUCAUUCUGUUUCCGGGGAGAGGAUAGGGGGCUAUGCCUACAAUCAAGUAUUAGAAUUAAGAAUGGAAAAAUCUGAUCAUUUCUCAGGAAACCCUGAAACGCUUCUAAGGCUCAGGCUGAGGCCAUGACUAACAUCUACUUUAUAAAGUGACUGUGUUGUAGCAAAACUCAUGCAUCUACAUUUUUAUCCAGGAAGCAUGGUUUGACUCAUACUAUAUAGGAAAUAAUGCAACGGUGAGUCAUAUCUUAAUAUGUUUCUAAAUCUAAAUGUUUGCCAUAGUAUAAACCUGGCAUUAAAAUAUUUCAGUGUAUUUGCACUGCUUAAUCAUCUUAGUUCCUGCGUAAACUCAUCUGAAAUGUUACAAAAAUAAACUAUGAAACAAAAAUUUAGAAAUGAAAUAGUGUUGAUGAGUUCCCCUAAAUAAUAGUUUAUAGAGUAGAUGCGUUUUUAAUGAGAUAAAAGUAGAAAAUUAUAUUUAUUUUGGCAGUUUUUAAGGUAUGGUUUCAUUGUGAUUUAAAUGUUAAAAUAGUCAGUAUAGUACUUGGUAUUAGAGUAUUUUUUUUCCUUACAGCAUGAUCUUCAGAAUAGGAGAACCACCUUAUUUAUUUAUUUAUUUUGUAGUGUCUUAUUACAGGACAGCUGUUAUAAAAAAACAAAAAGGGGAUGUUAGUUUUUUCCAAGGUCUCAUUGAGUUGCUUACGUAAAACCAUUUCCUAUAAGUAGUUAUCAAACUAGGUGAUCACUUAAAGUGAUUCCAAACCAAUCUAACAUCAGAAUAUUUUGACACAAUCUAUGUUGAAUCAGCUCUUAUUUUUAAAAGAAUAAAUAAAUGGUUUGCUUUUCUACUGAUUUAAACAAACCACGCAAAUUUAACAUAACUGAAAUCUGGACAUGUAAAUAAAUCUUCCCUGCAAACGAGUAUUCUAAAGUUAAGAAAUUGUUCUAAAUAGGACUAGUAAUUACACUCAUGGGUAAUUCCUAAACAUAAAAUUCUGAAGUUACUUUGAAUCUGGAAGACUGAUUUCUUUUAUCAGAUGACUAUUUUUUCCUCCAAAUGAAAAUGUUAACUACAGUCCUUCAUGCCACCUCACCAUCACCCCUAAAUUCUGGAAUAAUGCCUGAGAACCUAAAAAAAGAACAACAGCAAAAACAAAACAAAAACAAAA
Molecule: messenger RNA, 3703 nt
Organism: Hyaena hyaena (striped hyena)
Lineage: Eukaryota; Metazoa; Chordata; Mammalia; Carnivora; Hyaenidae
Gene: PTGER2
Product: prostaglandin E receptor 2
Exons: 2
Coding region: 708-1793 (361 amino acids)
Biological process (GO): inflammatory response; positive regulation of cytosolic calcium ion concentration; cellular response to prostaglandin E stimulus
Cellular component (GO): plasma membrane
Molecular function (GO): prostaglandin E receptor activity
Source: RefSeq, a predicted model, not a curated record